Messenger RNA from Eruca vesicaria subsp. sativa (arugula), 850 nucleotides. The record is from the annotation of a GenBank genome assembly. Lineage: Eukaryota; Viridiplantae; Streptophyta; Magnoliopsida; Brassicales; Brassicaceae.
GUUAGAAGUCUAGAGAAAAAGCAAGUGAGAUCCAAUGGCGAAGAAAGAAGAGGAUGUGAAGCUUCUAGGGUUUUGGGCAAGCCCUUUCAGUGGUAGGGUCAAGAUGGCUCUCAAACUCAAAGGCGUGUCGUACGAGUACUUGGAGCAAGAUAUUGUCGACAAGAGCGCUUUGCUUCUUGAGCUAAACCCGGUUUUCAAGAAGGUUCCGGUUCUUGUCCAUGAAGGUAAAAUAUUAGCUGAGUCACAUCUGAUCCUUGAAUACAUCGACCAGACAUGGAAGAACAAUCCUAUCCUUCCUCAAGAUCCUUACGAGAAAGCCAUGGCUCGAUUCUGGGCCAAGUUCGUUGAUGAACAGGUUGGACCAGUAUGUUUCAAGUCUGUGGCGAAACCAGACAAGGGAAUAGAGGUUGCAAUUGAAGAGGGUCAAGAACUCAUUACCUUUCUGGAGAAGGAACUAACCGGAAAAGAUUUUUUCGGCGGCAAGACAAUCGGAUUUUUAGACUUGGUCGCGGGAAGUAUGAUCCCGUUUUGUAUAGCUCGGGGUUGGGAAGGUAUGGGAAUCAAUAUGAUUCCAGAGGAGAAGUUUCCAGAACUUAACAGAUGGAUCAAGAACUUGAGUGAUAUCGAAAUUGUGAGGGAAUGUAUUCCACACAGAGAGAAACAAAUUGAGCAUAUGAUGAAAGUUGCAGAGCGAAUCAAAUUGGCAUAAGAGACAUAUAUUUUUGUAUCUCCUCGUUAAACAAAAGUUGUAUGAACAAUUUACUAAAUAAGUAAUUUCUGCAUCCGCCGUUACAGUAGAAAAGCAAUUUAAUUAGUGACUAUUUUCUAUCUACAAUCAUAUAAAUCAUCA